This is a messenger RNA of Cokeromyces recurvatus, 3146 nucleotides long. Its product is annotated as Nup133 N terminal like-domain-containing protein. Gene Ontology annotation, cellular component: nuclear pore inner ring; nuclear pore. Gene Ontology annotation, molecular function: structural constituent of nuclear pore. Gene Ontology annotation, biological process: protein localization to nuclear inner membrane; protein import into nucleus; RNA export from nucleus. The transcript has 8 exons. Lineage: Eukaryota; Fungi; Mucoromycota; Mucoromycetes; Mucorales; Mucoraceae. Bases 66 to 3035 code for a protein of 989 amino acids. The record is from RefSeq and is a predicted model, not a curated record.
AUAAAUAUAUACAUAUCUACAUAUAUAUUUAUAUACACAUAUAUUAAUUAUAAUAAUUGUUGAUCAUGGAAAACACAAGUCCAGAAAAAACAAUUACGGCAGUUUGUUCUGCUUCGGCUACAGUUGAUAGUAAAGGCGUCAUUGAUCGCCAGUUCCCUGAUCUUCGAAAGACAUUUACAGACCCAAGUUUCUACAAUACGCCACAACAAGAUGUAGUCAAGCCUCUUGUAAUCAAGCAAACUAUCACAAUGCCAGUUAAUGGAUUGAAUGCUAUUCAACAAUUACAACCGAAUGGUCUUUGUGGUAUUGUACCUUCUAUUGAUAGAGCUUAUUUUGUUAAUAAGAACCUUAUUUAUAUUUGGGACUACACACAAAGUCGAGAUAUAGUUACACUUCAAGAAGAAGAUGAUAUUAUUAGUAUCGGGUUUGUUAAACCUAAACCUGGUAUUUUUAUUAAAGAAAUGAAACAGUUGUUGAUUGUUUCUACUACUCGAGAAGUCAGAAUUGUGGGUCUUAUAUAUGAUCCUAAGACUGGCUUAAAGAUAUUUAAUACUGAUAUGUCGACCAACACUGCUGGAGUCAAUAUGAUUGAUAUUGUUGGAACAGAUCAAGGCCGUAUUUUUAUGUUAGGUAGUGAUGGAAAUGUUUGGGAAUUAGACUACAGAAGUGAGGAAUCCUGGUUUGUUAAUAAAUGCUCUAAAAAAUUACAUACGAGUGGAAGUUUGUUUGCUUUCUUAUUUGGACAAUCACAGGAACGAGUGAUUCAAAUUGCAGUCAACCAAAAUGGCACUGUUUUAUAUCAAUUAACAACGAAUUCUAAUAUUUAUGUGACUUAUUUGGGAACAGAUGGGAACACAUUUAAUACAGUUUACAAAAAGACAGAUAUCCUUUCUGAUGCUAGAAAGACAAAUACGAACUCAAACCAUUUACGACUGGAAAAUUUCAAGAUUGUGUCUAUUCAUCCUACAACGUCAUCAGAAUCGAUUGCAUAUCAUCUUGUAGCUGUGACCUCAAGUGGCUGUAGAAUCUAUUUUAGUCAUCAUCAAGAUGGACAAUAUCUUUUGUAUGAUGCUCUUCCUAAUGGUCUUACUAUUGUCCAUAUUAGAUCACCCUCUGAUGAUUGUUUGACUACUGCAGAUCAACUUGAUAAAAUUAUUUAUAAUCAAGGUCUUCUUAUGGCCAUUAAACAACAACAAGAUAAAAUUAUCUUCUUCUCUCCUGAUUUAGGAAAUCUAGCUAAUUGUACUUCAAAUACGUCUGAUAUUAGACUAACUGAAUUUUAUGGAACUAUCGAUAUUCACGGCAAGGUAUUAAGCUUGGUUGAAUCUACAAUUGUAGGUUCAGUGAAUGAGUUGAUGGCACCUUACAAUUCUCCUUCACGCCAUUUCCUUGUCUUGACAACCUCUGGCCUUACUGUGAUAGCUAAACAACGACCUGUUGAUAUACUUUAUAGAUUAUUAAUGUCUUCAGGACGUGGUAUUGAGAAUUAUCUUCAAGAAUUUGAAAGUUUCUUUUCUCAUUUUGGUUAUGUAAAUAGCUGUGCUCUUUGCUUCAAUCUUAUUUGUGCAAAUACCUCUGUUGUCUCUGAUCGUAAUAACCCUCUUUAUUAUGUUGAACCCGUUACUGAUACUGUAGAAGAAGGUGCAAAGGCUCUUUUAGAACGCUUUGGUCAAGUUCCUUCUCUUUUGAAUACUCUCAAUACUAAUUCUAGAGAAACUUAUAGUAGUAGACAUGACGGUUUGGCUUUAUUUAUUUAUCGUAUCAUUCAUCCUAUUUGGUCAAAGAAGCUUGUUAAAAUGAAUAAUGAAGCAAAUUAUGAAACUACUUUGUUACCAAAGGAAUUAAAGAAUGUUCAACAAAUCUUGAGGAAGCUUGCUUCAUUUAUCGAAAGAAAUCCUGUCUUAUUUCCAAAGACGCCUAAUAAUCAUGUAACAAAAUCUUAUGAGAAUUUACAUGAAUUUGUUAUUUAUUUAACAGAAGCUAUUUCUUUCUUUGACUAUCUCAUUGAGACUGGUAUUUCAUCUAUUGUGAGUUUGAUGAAGCCCGACUCUCAGGCUCAACUUUUGAAGAUAGAUUUGAAGACCUUAUUAACUACAACUGAAGGUCGUUUAUUAGCAAGUGAUUUAUCAUCUGCAUUAAUCAGUCAUACAUUCAAGAAAAUUGAUAAUACCACUUAUGUCAUUGAUGUUCUUACCCAAUGUUGUGGAUCCUUUUGUGAUGCUAAUGAUGUAUUAUUAUACAAGGCUUCUGAUCAAAUCUAUGCAGCACGUAAUGCUCCUAAUACGAAUCAAGCCAAAUUAAUCUUGACCGAUUCAUUAAAUAUUUUGAAUAAGAUUGCUAUUCAUAUUCCUGCUGGAAAGGCAAGUGAAAUUGCAAAUCAAUUUGCUCUUCAAGGCUAUCAUGUUUAUGGUGUUCGACUUGCUAUUGUCUGUGCACAAGCUCGUGAUCCCAAACAUGUUACUACAAGUUAUAUUCAAACCGGACAACCUCCAAAUGAUCCUCGACUUCAAAUCUUGCAAUCAAAAGAACCAUUUUAUGAGAUCGUUUUUAACUUGCUUUAUGAGGUUGUAACAAAGAACUUGAACACAUCCUCUUCUCAAGAUGAUUACAAGAAGAGAGUCUUUUCAACUGCUUUUAGUUAUGAUGACAGAGCUUUCCAAUAUUAUAUUUAUGAAAAGUUUAUUGAAAAAAAGAUGGGUCAAGAAUUAAUUAAGGCCUCUCCACCUCAUCUUGAAGAGUUUUUAAACCGUACACCAUUUACGUAUGAUCGUCUUAGUUUGCUUGCUGUUUAUUAUAGAUGUAAUGAAAGAUAUGAAGAAGCUGCACACACCUAUGUAAAAUUAGCAAGAUUUGUUGGAGAAAACAUUAGUUUAAAUACACGUAUUGAUAAUUUGACUUCAGCUUCCAUUUGUGCAAAAUCUGUCACUACACCAGCAAAGCAAUAUGAAAUGUAUCAUUUGUUACAAGAAAUUGAAAGCCUUUUAGAAUUAGCUCGUAAAGAAGCUGCUGCCACCAUCACAACGACUACUCAGUAGAUUUUAUUUGAAUAAAUUUAUUUUCUUUUUUUAUUUUUUAAAGAAAAAAAAAAACACCAAUUUAUUCCCCCCACCCUUCCCUUCCCACUUCCUUUUUUUUUUACACAUAAA